This is a messenger RNA of Belonocnema kinseyi, 1419 nucleotides long. RefSeq names its product alpha-amylase. The transcript has 4 exons. The record is from RefSeq and is a predicted model, not a curated record. Lineage: Eukaryota; Metazoa; Arthropoda; Insecta; Hymenoptera; Cynipidae. Gene Ontology annotation, molecular function: cation binding; alpha-amylase activity. Bases 1 to 1317 code for a protein of 438 amino acids. Gene Ontology annotation, biological process: carbohydrate metabolic process.
AUGUUUUUUUCUGACUUCCAGGUUUCACCGAUUCAGGAGAACGUAAUCGUUGGAAAUAGACCCUGGUGGGAGCGUUAUCAGCCGAUUUCAUACGGCUGGUCAACAAGGUCCGGUGACGAAAAUUCAUUUAGAGAUAUGCUUCACAGAUGCAACAAAGCUGGUGUGCGAAUUUACGUUGACGCAGUUUUAAAUCACAUGAGCGCAGAUCAACCGACUGACCUUGGAACCGGAGGUUCAAGGGCUGACACCAAAGGUCUUCAAUUUCCAGCCGUACCUUAUGGCCCCGCAAAUUUCCAUCCUAAAUGCUCCGUCAAUAAUUAUGCAAACGCUAAUAACGUUAGAAAUUGUGAGCUUGUAGGUUUGCAUGACCUUGAUCAGUCACAGGAAUAUGUUAGGAACAAGAUGGCAGAUUUCAUGAAUGCUGCAAUUGAUGCUGGUGUUGGUGGAUUCCGCAUUGAUGCCGCAAAACACAUGUGGCCAAAAGACCUCGAAGCAAUCUAUUCAAAACUGCACAAUCUAAAUACUGAACACGGAUUUCCUGAAAAUGCACGGCCGUUCAUUUAUCAAGAAGUAAUUGGAGAUCCAGGCGCUGUAUCCACGAAAGAAUACGAUGGUAUGGCAGUAGUAACGGAAUUUAAAUACGGAAACGAAUUAUCGAAUGCUGUGAGAGGCAACAAUCCUUUGAAAUGGCUGGUUAAUUGGGGAGAAAAAUGGGGAAUGUUACCAUCAGAUCAUUCUUUGGUUUUUGUUGAUAACCACGAUACCCAACGCAGCGGUGGUCGAGUUUUGACUUACAAGGAUUCAAAAUUGUACAAGGUGGCAAUAGCUUUUAUGCUGGCUCAUCCAUACGGUAUUCCUCAAGUGAUGAGUUCUUUCGACUUCACUAAUUUUGAUGUUGGACCACCAGCUGAUGGUAAUGGUAAUAUUGUGUCUCCUGGAAUUAACUCUGAUAACACUUGUAGCAAUGGAUGGGUCUGUGAACAUCGCUGGAGACCCAUUUACAACAUGGUGAAGUUUCGUAAUGCUGUCAAUAAAACAAACAUUGAAUCUUGGUGGGACAAUGGCAACUAUCAAAUUGGUUUUUGUCGUGGUAGUGCUGGUUUUAUAGCUAUUAAUUUAGAAAACGGAGAUCUUAACCAAAAACUUCAUGUUUGCCUUCCAUCUGGAACUUAUUGUGAUGUCAUUUCCGGAGAUUUGAUUAAUGGUAGCUGCAGUGGAAAAAAGGUUCAUGUGGACCAAAAUGGUGAUGCUAAUAUUGAAAUCAGACAUGAUGAGUUCGAUGCUGUUCUCGCAAUUUAUAGAAAUGUUAAAGAGUAACUCAUGUGCAGGAUUUGGAUUGAAUAGUUAAUUUCGUUAGAAAAAAUUACAGUCUUAAAUACUUUUUAUAAAAGUUUUCUGUAUGAUGCAUAAUUGUAAUAA